Molecule: messenger RNA, 3591 nt
Organism: Fusarium proliferatum ET1
Lineage: Eukaryota; Fungi; Ascomycota; Sordariomycetes; Hypocreales; Nectriaceae
Exons: 2
Coding region: 1-3591 (1196 amino acids)
Molecular function (GO): protein binding
Source: RefSeq, a predicted model, not a curated record
AUGGAAUGCCUCAAACUGAGCCCCGAAUCCGUUGCCUCACUUCAUGCCAUGAAUGAGGCUGAGCUGCGUGCUCUCAUAUGGAAGGGAAACUCACCUGACACUGACAGUGAGGAGGACUUGAGAAUUCGCAUCUAUUCAAGCUGUCUUUUGUUCGAAAUGUCAAACUCUGACAAUGCUUUAGAAGAGGCUAUCUUUUUGACUAAAAGAAAGAUCGUCGCUUCACUUCCGGAUAAACGGGCUCUCAAUGAGUGGCUUGAUAUUCUCAAGGCGUUUUUGGUAAUGUUGCACCACUCCCAGCAGAAAGCUGGACAAAUCGCUGAGACAUCCAGCCGUGACGCCAUGCUCAAUGAUAUUGAUCUUCGAAUGACACUCCUCAAGAACCAAGCAGCCGUAUCGAUGAUGAGAUUCGAGCAGAGCCACAUCAUGGAUGAUUUGAAUCUGGCAAUCGCUAUAGUGGAACACUUGAUACCAGUCACAGAUCUUAGCAAGUCAUCAAGGUUGCAGAACAACCUUGGUGUUAUGCUUCACAAGCGAUAUCAGAGAACUGAAGCGAUAAAGGACCUAAGCCGAGCUAUUGACGCGAUAAGAAUCGCUAUAAGUCUUACCCCCGAUGAUAGCCUGGAUCUUGCUGACCGUCUCAACAAUCUUGGACUCUGGCUCAGUACUCGGUUUGAAAGGUCAGGUAUUGUCGAAGAUCUGGACUAUGCCGUCGAGGCUGCAAAGAAAGCCGUAGUAUUGACGCCUGAGGGUCACCAGCACUAUGCUGGAUAUCUCAACAACCUUGCCAACAGCCAUGGCAAGCGGUUCCAGCGAACAAGCACAAUCGACGACAUUGACCGUGCAAUCGAGGCGUCAAGAAGAGCGGUAAAGUCGACAUCACAAAAACACCCCGGCUUCUUGAAUAGCCUUGGUGUGUGGCUUUGUGCGCGGUUUGAAGCAUCGGGAGAACUCAUGGAUCUGGAUCAUUCCAUCGAAGCAGCACGUCUUGCAGUAGCUAUCACGCCGCCGAGCCACCCUGACAACUCUGUGUUCUUGGAUACCCUUGGAACCAGCCUCAGCAAGAAAUUCGAGAGAACCGAUUCAGUUAAGGAUCUAAACGAAGCGUUGAGUAUCUUCACUCAAUGUCUAGAGGUAACGCCUAGCCAUACACAGGAUUUUGCAUCUACCUUGAACAAUCUGGGGAUCUGUCACGGUAUGAGAUUUGAAAGGACGGGCUCGAUCGCAGAUCUGGACCAUGCCAUUGAGAGAACGCACGAGUCUGUAGUCAGCACUCAUCGCGGCCAUCCAAAACUACCAAACAGGCUGAACAGUCUUGGGAAUCAACUCAGGGCGCGUUUUCAAAGAGCAGGAGCGAUGCAAGAUUUGGAACACGCUAUUGAUGCUGCAGAGGAGGUCAUCAAAAUCGCAACCAAGAUUCACCCUCAUUAUUCUACGUAUCUGAGUAGCUUGGCAAAUAAGCUAAGCCUGCGUUUCGAAAGAACAGGUGAAAUCCAAAAUCUUGAUCGUGCUAUCGAAUUGAUUGGGGAAGCCAUCCAAGGCCCUCUAGUGUCUCACGAUAGCCUCGCUGCCUACUACAACAACCUUGGAUCAUCACUUCGCACGCGCUACGAGGAAGCUGAAAGAGAAAGUGAUAUUGCCCGAGCUAUCGAAGCUUGUAACAAGGCCGUUGAUCUGACCCCGAAAGAUCACCCUGAUGUCUACUCCUACCUCAAUAAUCUGGGCAAUGCGUUUGGUAGCCGCUUCAGCAAGACGGAUUCCCUGGAUGAUCUCGAUCGCUGUAUCGAAAAUAUCACCAAGGCAGUGAAAGCAGUUCCCAAAGAUCAUCCCGAUCGUUCAGUCAUGAUAAAUAAUCUAGGCAACUGGCUUGAUAAGCGAUUCGAGGUCACCAAAGCUGCUGGCGAUCGGGACAGCCAAAUCUAUUGGUUCCUUGAGGGAUGGAACUCCAAAGCAGCAUCGCCAUCCCAGAGAAUACGCGCAGCUGGUUCUGCUGCUUACGUAUACAUACAGCAAGAAGAGUGGGAUAAGGCUAGUACACUACUGCGCGAAGCGGUUUUACUCCUCCCGAAAGUUAGCCCACGCUUUCUGGCACAUACAGACAAGCAAAGCCUGCUUUCGAGUCUAUCUGGUUUGACAUCUAUGGCUGCCGCUGCCGCCCUUAGUGCCAAUAAAGGGCCUUAUGAGGCCCUUCGCCUCUUGGAGCUGGGGAGAGGUUUAAUCUCAGGAUUUGUUAUGGACAUUCGCACAGAUACCUCGGAGCUCGCAUCGGAGUACCCAGAAUUGGUGAAGGAGAUUGAUCAUCUUCAAGAUGAGAUGGAUCAGCUGCAAAGUGGAAUCGAUGUAUCGACUAAAAAAGACGGCUUAGAAACCUGGCAACGGAAGCAAGACAGAUUUCGGAAAGCAGACGAAAAAUUCGAAAGGCUUCUUGUAGAGGUCCGAGGAAAAUCAGGAUUUGAGAGUUUUCUGCUACCACCAAUCGAGGCAGAACUGAUGGCAGCAGCUACUCCGGAUCCGAUCAUCGUGGUCAAUGUAAGCUUCUACAGAUGUGAUGCAUUCAUCAUUGAGAGUACUGGAAUUAGAACGAUUGAGUUGCCUGAUUUGUCGCAAAGCAAGCUUCGUGCAUGGGCGAGCUUCCCGUCAGCCAGAUCUGAGCUUGCAUCCCGACUGGAAUGGCUAUGGGAGGCACUCGGCCAUCCUUGCUUGAAUGCACUUGGUUUCACAUCUGCUGUAUUUGAUGAUAGCUGGCCCCAUAUCUGGUGGAUUCCGACCGAUGCCCUCAGCUGUAUGCCGAUUCAUGCUGCUGGGCGCUACACGACAGGGUCUACAGAGACAGUCUUGGAUAGGACUAUGUCAUCGUAUGCUUUGAACAUCAAGUCAUUGCUCCAUGGGAGAAAGCGGGAUCUUGCUUCUGCCUAUAAAUCACAGAGACAAUCUGCACUCCUUGUUGCCAUGCGCAACACACCAGGCAGUGGGAAGUUACCGUUCGCUGAGGACGAAGCCAACAUGGUGAAGCAGAUGUGUCCAAAGCUCUACCUCAAACCAGAUACACCUAGACCAUUGAAGGAAGAAGUGCUUUCAUCCCUGAAGACCUGCAAGGUGUUUCAUUUUGCAGGGCAUGGGCGUUUAACCCCGACGGAACCUUCUAAAAGUUGUUUGUGUCUUGAAGACUGGAAGAACAACCCUCUCACAGUCCAGGACAUCCGCGGGAAGAAUCUAGAAAGCACUCAGCCAUUUCUCGCAUACCUCUCCGCUUGCCGAACCGGAACAAAUAUGGAGUCAAGGCUAUCAGAUGAAGGAAUUCAUCUCGUUGGCGCGUUCCACUUGACUGGAUUUAGGCAUGUAAUUGGAACACUAUGGGAAGUAUCAGAUAGGCAUUGCGUUGAUGUAGCCGAAGUAUUCUAUGGGACUCUGCGUGAUGAAGGAAUGACAGAUAUGUCUGCGUGCAAGGGCUUACAUCAAGCACUGAGACAACUGAGAGAUAAGGGACGAGCCAAGAGCAAGGGCAUUAGGGACAUCACAACGGUAGGCGAGGAAGAAGAUAAACCAGAUCUUGGAAAUACGGACUGGAUGCCCUACGUUCAUUUUGGAUGCUAG